This is a messenger RNA of Zingiber officinale, 2064 nucleotides long. RefSeq lists its product as uncharacterized. Lineage: Eukaryota; Viridiplantae; Streptophyta; Magnoliopsida; Zingiberales; Zingiberaceae. The transcript is spliced from 5 exons. Bases 1 to 2064 code for a protein of 687 amino acids. The record is from RefSeq and is a predicted model, not a curated record. Gene Ontology annotation, molecular function: zinc ion binding.
AUGGAGUUGUUUCUUAAUCUUGGAAGAAAAUGUGAGGAGAUUGCUCCACAAAAUGUGAUCUUGCAAUAUCUAGCUCCACAUCAGAAUAUGUAUGUGACAUUGAAUGAAGAUGAUGACGUCCGUAUUAUGACACAUCUUUACACGUCUAUGAGAUUGACAAUAAUUAAUAUGAGAGCGGUGAAAAAAGAUGAUAUGGGUUCCCACAAUCUUGAAAGGUUUGAAACUGAAGAAGAGACACAGACUAGUAAUGAUGACCAUCUUGAAGUGGGGUUGGUAAGAAAUUCCAUAGACGUUUGGAAUCAUUGCAUUCGUGGAGAGGGCCAAAUAUUCAAGGAUGCUGCAGAAUUUCGAAAAUGUGCUAAAAAUUAUGCAGUUGCUACGAAACGGUCAUUUUUGUAUAAAAAGAAUGAUAAUAAGAAGGUUAUUCUUGUCUGUAGCACAAGCAACUGUUCUUGGAGAAUAUAUGCUUCAAGACAUAAAGCUGACAAACUUUUUGGCAUUAGAAAAUGUAAUCUAAUUCAUACUUGUGGAGAUGACAAUCUUCGUAGUAGAGGACAUCCUAAAGCUGAUGCUGCCUGGGUUUCUAAUAUUGUGAUGGACAGAUUGAGGGGAGAGCCCUCGUAUCGACCAUGCAUGAUGUUGAAAGAUAUUCACAGAGAUUAUGGGGUUGAGCUUAAUUACAACAAGGUUUGGAAAGGGAAGGAAUUGGCAAUGCAUGACAUUCAUGGUGUAGAGGAGGGGGCGUAUGAUAGAUUAAGAUGGUAUUGUAGUGCUAUCAAAGAAACUAAUCCUGGAAGUUUUGUCGAGUGUGAAAUUGAUCAUUGUAGUAAUAACUUUAAACGAUUAUUCAUCUAUUUCAACGCAUGUGCAACUGGUUUUAUCAAUGGAUGUAGGCCCUUGGUUUUCUUGGAUGGCACUCACAUAAAGAAUAAAUACAAGGGAUGUAUUUUGGUUGCUGUGGCAAAGGAUGCUAAUGAUGAUCUUUUCAAAUUAGCAUACUCAGUUGUAGAUGCUGAAAAUGAUGAUAAUUGGGGAUGGUUUUGUUUCCAACUUAAAAGUGCUCUACUUUCACAUCGCUUUAUUGGGUUCCAUGAGUUUACCUUUUUCUCUGACAGACAUCCUGGGAUAAUCAAGGCUAUUCAGUUAGUAUUCCCAGUCAGUCAUCAUGCCUACUGUUUAAGGCAUUUGGUAGAUAAUUUCGUGAAACAGGUCAUGCGAAGCUACCCACUUCAUAACAAAAAAUAUUGGUCAUCUGUUUUCAAGAAAGCUGCAUAUGCCCUAUCGAGACAAGAGUUUCAAGAACAUAUUAACAAUAUAAUACGGUCAAUGCCACUUGCUAAAGACUUCAUAGUAUCUUCGUGUCCAGAAAGUUGGGCAAAUGCAUGUUUUCUAGGAAAUCGUUGGGGUGUCAUGAAUAAUAAUAUAGCCGAAUCGUGGAAUAAUUGGGUUAAAACAGCACAGUUUCUUCCUAUUGUGCCCAUGGUGGACCAUAUACGCAUUCAAAUUAUGGACAUGAUGCACAGACGACGUGAAGCAACAAUGGGGAUGGUUAAAAGAUUGAGUCCAUCAAAGGAGAAUGCUCUUGCAAAAACAUAUGCUGAAUCUCGCAGCUUAAAACUACUUAAGGCAUGUGGCUGGAGUUUUGAGGUUGUGGAUGGAGAUAAAUCAUUUGCUGUUGAUUUGUCUGUUAUGACUUGUUCGUGCAGAGCAUGGCAGGUUAAUAGGUUUCCAUGCAAACAUGCAUGUGCAGCAAUAGAGUCAAAGUCAUUGUCAUUAUAUGAUUUCUGUGACAAAUACUUUAAGAUAGAGUUGUAUCGUGAAAGCUACAGAGGAAUAUUAAAUCCAAUCCCUACAUGUCACAUGUAUGAGUCCAAUCCCGAGCACCCAUUUGUAAUCAAUGCUCCUGAUGUUCGAAGCCAACCAGGUAGAAGAAGAACUCAAAGGAUACCUUCACAAGUCGAAAAACGUGUGACAAAUGUGAAACUGUUUGAUUUACAAGAAAAGGGGGAUGAUAGAACAAAGAAGAAGCGAGGAUGCAUCGACAAGAAGGUGUACUCGAUCUAG